AUGGCACCCUUGCCGCCGCCUCUCUGCCGGGCAUGGCUAUACUCGGUGCUAACCAUUGCGAGCUAUGCACAGGCACAAUCAAGUCUUAGCUCUUCUUUUUUGGAAGGAGACGGUACGGCGACCAUUGCCGGAACUCCCGUCACGUACAGUCCGAAGUUCACCGUCCCCGCGAGCGCUGAUGUGGGCCAAAACCUCAUCCCCAAUAUUGUGGAUCCUCAGGCCGUGGAUGCUCAGAGUGUAUGCCCUGGGUACAAGGCGUCAGACGUCAAGCGUAACGCCAAUGGUUUCUCAGCAACUCUCAAUCUGGCGGGGAAAGCUUGCAAUGUGUAUGGUAACGAUGUCGACACACUGGAACUCACCGUCCAGUACCAAAAUGCCCAUCGGCUUUCCAUCAACAUCAGUCCCGCCAACAUCGAUGCCUCCAAUUCCUCAUGGUACAUACUUCCUGAGGAGCUAGUCCCGCGCCCGGCUGUAGAAGCUGAUGCGAGUUCGACGGCACUGGACAAUGACUUCCAGGUCGCUUGGAGCAACGAUCCCACUUUCUCCUUCACGGUCAUCCGGCGCUCGACUGGUGAUGUCGUCUUCAGCACCGAAGGCAGUGUCCUUGUGUACGAAGAUCAGUUCAUCGAGUUUGUCACCACCAUGCCCGAGGACUACAACAUCUACGGUCUCGGAGAGCACAUCCACGGUCUCCGUCUCGGCACCAACUACACGGCAACACUCUACGCUGCUGACGUAGGCGAUCCAAUUGACGAGAACAUCUACGGCAGCCAUCCCUUCUAUCUGGAUACGCGCUACUUUGAGGUUGAUCCUGUCACUGGAAAUCUGACCUAUGUGGCCGACAGCAGCACGGCAAAAUCAAACUCUUCAUACGUCUCCUAUUCCCACGGUGUAUUCCUGCGGAAUGCCCACGGGCAGGAAAUUCUAAUGAGGCCGGAGAACGUGACCUGGCGUACUCUUGGUGGAAGCAUCGACCUUUUCUUUUUUGAUGGGCCGACACAGCCGGAGGUCACCAAGCAGUACGAGUAUGGAGCCAUCGGCCUUCCGGCGAUGCAGCAAUAUUUCACCUUCGGAUUCCACCAGUGCCGUUGGGGCUACGCCAACUGGUCUCAGUUUGAAGAGGUUGUCGACAACUUCAUCAAGUUCGACAUCCCGCUUGAGACCAUGUGGCUGGACAUCGAUUACAUGUUGGAAUACAGGGAUUUCACUACUGAUCCGAACACGUUUCCACUUGAUGAAGGCGCCAAAGUUUUGAACCGCUUGCAUGAAGGAGGACGACACUUCGUUCCCAUUGUGGAUAGCGCCCUGUACAUCCCGAACCCCGACAACGAGACUGACGCCUACGCUACCUACACUCGCGGUAACGAGUCUGGUGUGUUCCUCAAGAACCCCGACGGUAGCGAGUACAUUGGUGCUGUCUGGCCUGGCUACACCGUCUUCCCGGAUUGGCUGGUCGACACCAGUGGUUCCUGGUGGUCUGAUGAGCUCGUCAGGUGGCACAAGGAGGUCGCCUUCGAUGGAAUUUGGAUCGAUAUGUCUGAAGUUUCAUCCUUUUGCGUCGGCUCGUGCGGUUCAGGAAAUCUCUCGCUCAACCCUGCCCACCCCCCAUUCUCACUUCCCGGUGAGCCUGGAAACGUCAUCUACGACUACCCAGAGGGCUUCAACAUCACCAAUGCGACCGAGGCUGCUUCUGCUUCUGCUGCUUCUUCCAGCCAGGCAGCCGCCACGUCUUCAACUGCUUCCAGCUCCACUUCCACCAGCUACCUACGGACCACGCCUACACCUGGCGCGAGGAACAUCAACUAUCCUCCAUAUGUGAUUAACAAUGUGCAAGGCGACUUGGCUGUUCACGCCGUCUCGCCCAACGCUACGCACUUUAAUGGUGUCCAAGAAUACGACGUGCACAACCUGUUUGGCCACGGUAUUCUGAAUGCAACAUACCAUGGCCUUCUCAAUGUUUUCCCGGGAAAGAGACCCUUCAUUAUUGGCCGUUCAACCUUUGCUGGGUCCGGAAAGUGGGCCGGACACUGGGGUGGUGACAAUAUGUCGAAAUGGGCGUACAUGUACUUUAGUAUCCCGCAAGCUCUGUCAUUCAGUCUUUUCGGUAUCCCUAUGUUCGGCGUCCGUUGGGUCCAGCUGUCCUCGUUUUUUCCCUUUUUCCGUUCGCACAAUACGUUGAGCGCUGCUCCGCAAGAGCCCUACGUGUGGUCCUCCGUCAUUGACGCCUCCAAAAAGGCCAUGGCGAUCCGCUACGCCCUGCUGCCGUACAUGUACACCCUCUUCCACGCCGCACACACCUCUGGCUCGACCGUGAUGCGCGCUCUCGCGUGGGAGUUCCCCAACGACCCGCACCUAGCCAACGUCGAGACGCAGUUCCUACUCGGCCCGUCGAUCCUCGUCACGCCUGUCCUCGAACCAAACGUGUCGACGGUCCGCGGCGUGUUUCCCGGCGUGGGGCAGGGAGAGAAGUGGUACGACUGGUACGAGCAGCGUGCGGUCGACGCCCGGCCGGGCGAGAACAAGACGCUGGACGCGCCGCUCGGGCAUAUCAACGUCUUCGUCCGCGGCGGCAGCGUGCUGCCAAUGCAGGAGGUGAGGCUGACGACGAGAGAGGCGAGGAAGACGCCGUGGGCGCUGCUCGUCGCGCUCGGUUCUACCGGCACGGCUAGCGGUUCGUUGUACCUCGACGAUGGCGAGAGCAUACAGCCAAAUGCGACGCUCAACGUGGAGUUUGUCGUGCCGGAGGGAGAGAAUAAGCUAGUUGCCAGUGGGCGCGGCACGUAUAAGGAUGAGAACCCGCUAGCGAACGUGACGGUGCUGGGCGUAGGGAGUGAGCCGGAGGAUGUGAGGAUCAACGGGGUCAAGGUUGAUGGAAAGAAGAGGAGCUGGAAUGAGACGAGUGAAGUGUUGCGGCUGACAGGAUUGGAAGAGGUGCUCGAGGGAAGUGCAUGGGGUGGCGAUUGGAUAUUGAGUUGGUAG
Lasiodiplodia theobromae is the source of this 2979-nucleotide messenger RNA. RefSeq names its product Alpha-glucosidase. Gene Ontology annotation, molecular function: hydrolase activity, hydrolyzing O-glycosyl compounds; carbohydrate binding. NCBI's taxonomy places the organism in Eukaryota, Fungi, Ascomycota, Dothideomycetes, Botryosphaeriales, Botryosphaeriaceae. Gene Ontology annotation, biological process: carbohydrate metabolic process. The record is from RefSeq and is a predicted model, not a curated record. The coding region runs from base 1 to 2979 and encodes 992 amino acids. The transcript is spliced from 4 exons.